AUGCUUCACACUGGGAGGCACUGUGGUGAGGGUGGUGGUGGUGGUGGUGGUGUGCCGGGGGUCUCAAACAAACUGAGGAGACAGACAAGGUACAACGGUAAGCGACGCUACCUCGUCAUCCAGCACUUCCAGGGACCGACCCCCAUGAACAACGGCAAUCGACCAUCCAAAAGCAAGUCACCGCUCAAGGGAAGAAGAAGCGAGGCAACCAUGGCAGUUCCUCCCCAGAGCAACGACUCGCCCGGCAUUGAGUUAGUAGCGUAUCCAAAGAAUCGGCGGCAAAGACGGGACUUGGGCAGCCCUGGGGCAGCAAAGGACGCCGCGAAACAUGAUCAAUACCAGGCGACGAACAAGAGCGGCGCCAACAUGAAGCCGUCAAGUCUCCCGAGCGACAACUCAAAGCUGGGCCCCCGCGAGCCGCCGUAUGUCCCCGAAGGGGAUAUCGAGAAACGAAAGGAAACGAAGAGCGAAGACGACACCGACGCUGACCUCGGCUGGGAGUUGGUGGAAAACCCGAGCGACGUUUGGGCAAAGGAGAACGAGGCAAUGAACAAGCUUAUCGACGACCUCGACGAUAUGUUUCUGCCCUCCGUGGCCGGGAAGAACAAACGUCAGGCAGCAGGAGUUGGCCGCCCCAGCACAGGCGGGUUGCAAUUCUCUCGGAGGGUGCCCGUCGACGCCAAAGGGCCAAGGGCGGUCAAGUGA
Chaetomium globosum CBS 148.51 is the source of this 705-nucleotide messenger RNA. RefSeq lists its product as uncharacterized. The record is from RefSeq and is a predicted model, not a curated record. NCBI's taxonomy places the organism in Eukaryota, Fungi, Ascomycota, Sordariomycetes, Sordariales, Chaetomiaceae. Bases 1 to 705 code for a protein of 234 amino acids. The transcript has 3 exons.